Paramacrobiotus metropolitanus is the source of this 4961-nucleotide messenger RNA. RefSeq names its product neurabin-1-like. NCBI's taxonomy places the organism in Eukaryota, Metazoa, Tardigrada, Eutardigrada, Parachela, Macrobiotidae. The record is from RefSeq and is a predicted model, not a curated record. Gene Ontology annotation, biological process: neuron projection development; actin filament organization; calcium-mediated signaling. The transcript is spliced from 12 exons. Gene Ontology annotation, molecular function: actin filament binding. Gene Ontology annotation, cellular component: actin cytoskeleton; dendrite; postsynaptic density. Bases 407 to 4555 code for a protein of 1382 amino acids.
CUGCAGCGCUCACUACAAAUUAUUGCCAGCAAAACAAGUGCGCGAUGUAGGCCAAUCUCGGUUGUCAGGUCUGCGAAAAAACUAAUUACUUCGUGUCGCUCAUCCUCGCAAUCAUUCUCUGGAUUACGAAUUAUCAUGCGUCCAUCCUUGUAACGUCUGCCAGCUAUCGUUGUUCAAGUUUUUCAGUUUUCGGUGAGGAAUCUCCGUCCGUCAGCCAACGUCAGUGGACCGUUACCCGUUCUCUCUACCUGUUACAUUUGGCGUAGGAGUCGACGAUUGACGAAAUUGAUCGAUCGUGUAGGAAUCAUUUGUCUCCUCUCUCCCUGAUAAUCUGCCAGCAUCCGUGUUUGACGGCGUUUCCGUUGAUGAAUGACGGGGGUGGUUGUCGCAUGACUGUCCUGGUGGGAUGAGUAUGAGCACGGAGAGUCCCGUCGUCGUCAGCAGCACUAGCAACCGUCUGGCGGCCCUCCGCUCCAGCUUCGAGCCCCCCUCGACCAAGCCCCCCUCUGCCAUGAGCGCCGCCGUCUCCAGCGCCGCCGCCCCCGCCUGGCCCGCCGCGCCGGCCCUCCCCAAGAAGCCCACGCGCGACUCCGUGCCCAAGAUGGCCAGCAUCUUCCUGGCCCAACAGCAGCACCACCACCCCGCGCUGCCCAGUAAGAGCGGCACGGCCUCCAUCUCCAGCAGCCGCAGCAGCGUCGACGACCCGCACGACACCGGCGCGUCCCCCGUCAAGAAGAGCCAGCUGGUGCGCAUGGCCCAGGAGAAUCUGACCCGCAGCGCCGCGCCCCCCGAACGCGCCAGCCUCCCCACUCCCCACCACAACGGGCACGCCGCGGCGGCGGAGGCGCCGCGCAAGGAGGACCGCCGCCGCUCCUUCCCCGUGGCGGCCGCCGGGCUGCACACCGGGGUGGAGGAUCAUGUCCUGCGCUUCCAGCACGCCAAGGAGUUCUUCCUGCGCAAGGAAGAGGCCAGCAAAGUCACCGGGGGCGGAUCGGCUGCAGUGCGUGGCCGCAGUAGCGGGCGCGCCGCCAGUCCUUCCUCGCUGUGGGAGAACGGGAAACCGGGCAGUCCGGAGAUGGGCAGUGCGGCGCCGGGCCGUCUGUCCCCGCACGACCUGCGGCUGGCCUCCUCGCGCUCGCGCAGCGCCGCGUCCGGCGACUUCCAGCGCGGUGAUGCGCGGCAGCGCUCCUCCUCGGAAUCUCGCCUGAUGAUCAAGCAGCAGCUCAGCCCCGACCACGUCCGCCCCGAUCUCCUGCCCAAACGCGAGCCGGAGUACGAGAAGAAGAGCCCCGACGGCGACGGCGACGGGCAGGAGCCCUCCUCGCGUUCCAUGGAUAAAGAGACGGCCCAUCCGCAGCCGCUGGUUAAUGGCUCGCCUUUCCGCACCACCACUGCUUCCAAAAUACACGAUGUCGUGUCUUCCCUGAACGCGCAUCAGUCUUCGGCGACGCCAGUUGCCGCCACGCGCUCGCACGUGGACGAAACCAUUCACUCACCAGUGCAUCACAAACCCGCAGCCGAUUCCGUCGUCUCCAGUCGGGCCGCCUUCUUCUCCAAACCCUCCGAAUCCAGUGCGGUGCCGCGCCGGGACACGGCCUCCCCCGAGCGCUUCGUCAUCACCUCGCGCUUCACCGAGCCGACACCGGAGAAGCCUGUCGAAGCGCCCACGCAGGUGCGGGAGAGCGUUGUGACAGAUGAUCCCGCCGAGGACGAGUACUUCGACCCGGCCGCGCCGCCCCUGCCCUCCUCCAUGUCCCCGCCGCCGCCGCUGCCCGUCAAACCGGCCGGCCUGUCCAGUGCCUUCGCGUCGCCCUCGAAGGAGUCGCCCGUCCGUCCCAGCGCCGCCGCGGAGCCGAAGGUGCUGCCGGUCAGCGAGGAGGACAUGGAGCUGAUGACGGAGGAGGAGCAGCGCAUCUUCCUGCGCGGUUCCACCGACGGUGUCGUCUUCAAGCUUGAUGAGUCCACCACCGAGCCCGAGACAAACGACACAGAGGUAUCUUUUGAGCCGUCCGGGAGAGUGAACGACCGACCUGAUUACAUUGAAGAAAAUCACAGCGAGGAGGAGGAUUCCGACGAGGAGUCCACGGACGAAGUGGACGAGGAGGAGGAGCCGACGGCGCCGCCCCGCCGCAAGGGCCGCCGCACCGGCGUCGGUCUACUGAUGCCGCCGGUCCUCCUGCCGGCCGAGAAGAUCCCCGGCAACGUCUUCGACAUGUAUCCCUUAAACGUGCUGGAGGAUGGGCAUUACUUCGUGGAGGCGCCGAUGGCCGUCCGCGACACGGACGAGGACUACCCGGAGCACCUGCUGACGGACCUCACCCCGCGCCCCGUCAAAGUGCGCUUCAACGCCGGGCGCGUGCUGGUGUUCAGCACGCACUCCAGCCACGAGUACGACCGCAGCAACCCCGACGUGGACCCGGUGGCCGCCUCGGCCGAGUACGAGCUGGAGAAGCGCAUCGAGAAGAUGGACGUCUUCCCCGUGGAGAUGUUCAAGGAGCCCGGCGGCGGCCUCGGGCUGAGCAUCAUCGGGAUGGGCGUGGGCGCCGACGCGGGACUGGAGAAGCUGGGCAUCUUCGUCAAGAGCGUCAGCGGCCUGGCCGAGGCGGAUGGAAGGAUCAAGGUCAACGACCAGAUCAUCGAGGUGGACGGCAAGAGCCUCGUCGGCGUCACGCAGGUCUACGCCGCCCAGGUCCUCCGCGCCACCCAGGGCCUGGUGCGUUUCGUCAUCGGCCGGGAAAAAGCCAACGAGCAGAGCGAGGUGGCGUCGCUAAUCGAGCAGUCGCGGGCCCGCGACAAGGAGCGUCAGGCGGAAGCCGAGGCCUUAGCGGAUCUGCGCAAUUUUCACCAGCAGCAGCAGCAGCACGCGGACGAGGUGCACAGUUUCGCCGCCGAGGGCGACGAGCCGGUCUUCGAGGAGGACUACGAGCCGCACACGCCCUCGGCGGACCUGGAGCACGACCUGGUGUACCCCGGCCAGCACCAGCAGCAGGCCGAGUUCGCCGCGCGUCUGUCGGCGGCGCAGGACGGCCGCGGCCUGUCGCCGGUGGCCUUCGACGUGGACAGUCUGCAGCUGCGCCUGGCCGAGGCGCAGCAGAAGAGCGCCACCGCCGAGACCGAGGUCAACCGCCUGCGCGCGCACCUCCAGGAGAUGGAAUCACGCGCCCACCGCUCCGAGGAUCUCGAACGCGAGCUGCAGCUGCACCGCGAGCAGCUGCGCGCCGCCGAGGAGAACCAGCGCAACGCGCAGCAGAGCGUCACCGAUCUGCAGGCCGCGCUGAUAGAAACACAGUCGCGCUACGCCAUGCUGGAGCGCAAGUACAACAAGGCCAAACGGUUAAUCAAGGACUUCCAGUCGCAGCUGGAGCAGCGCGACAUCAAGUACACGAGCAUCAUCGCCAACCUGCAGGAGCACAUCAGCAGUCUGCAGUCGCAGCUGGGCGAGCACGGCCCCCUUCCCACCGCCGCCCACAGCGCCGGCGAUCCCCUGUCGCCACUGACCAAGUUCCUGCUGGAACGCAACAACUCCCAGGACCUGUCGCUGGACAUCUCCGUCUCCGAGAACGAAAUCGACGACGCCGACGGAUCGCUGCAUUCCUUCCUCACACAGGCUCCUUCCGACUUGAGCGGUGUGGGCGAGGAUUCCUUCUUCCGCAACAUGCCGGGCGACACGCAGCUGCUGGACAACACGGCGGCGCGCAGCAAAGCGGAGCUGGUGGCGCGCGGCUCGCUGGCCAGUCGUCAGCCGCCCACGCCCAAACGCCACUCCCUUGAGAAGGACUCGCUGUCCUCGCCAACAGGGCCGGCCAAGACGCCGCCGCGGCCCAGUCUCCCGCCGCCGGCGGUCCCCGCGCGACCCCCCGUCCUCCUGCCCAUGCACACGCCGCCCGCCGGCAACGGUCACCGCCACGGGACACUGGAACGUCCCUCGCCAUUAUCGGGCGGGAAUUCGCCGGCUGCCAAAGGCGACAACAUGGACACCUUCGAGACGAUCGCCGUGCCGCUGGACAGCCAGACGCCCGUCGGCAAGUUCAGCCCGCUGAAGAACUUCCAUUUAGCCACGCACGCCUCGCUCCCGCGUUCGGCGUCGCGCACGGCCUCUUUAUCGCGCAGCGAGCGCUCCCCCUCCGACGCCAGCUCCAUCCUGCCGCAGUCGCCCUCCUCCGUCUCGGUGGGCUCGGCGUCCAGCGGCAGCAAGCAGUCGACACCCGAGAAACCGCCGUCCGGGGCGGCGGACGCCGUGUACUGGACCAGUCACCACGUGCAGCAGUGGAUGCUCAGCUUCAAGCUGCAGCAGCACAUGGCCAGCUUCGCCUUGAACAACGUCGACGGGGCGAAGCUGCUGACGCUGGACGGGAAGGCGCUGAAGGCCCUGGGCGUGGCCAGUGAGGCGGAGCGGACGUUUAUGAAGAAGAAGAUUCGGGAGUUGCGCGGCGUGAUGGUGCGCGAGGAGAAGAACCGGCAGCGGAAAGAUAAGCAGCUGGCCAAGAAGGACAAGGAGAAGACCGCCUUCCUGCACCUCAACAGUCCGCGCAAGACCUCCUUAUCCGACGCUUAGACGGGGGAUUAUUCUGGAAAUAUUUGGGAAUUUUUCGGAAUUAAAUCGGAAUUUAUUUGGAAUUAAUCAGAAUUAAAUCGAAAUUAAUCUGCACGGAGUUCCGGCGUUUCGGCCUUCCUCCUAUUGUGGUCUUAUUGUUUAUUGGUGGGGCAGGUUUUUUUACAGGGUUUGGCGGCCGGGGGCGGAUGCCCAGGAGACUGCGUUUUUGUGUCUGUCUUUUCCGGAGAAAUGUGUCUGCCUUAUAACCUUACUGGUUAAUUAAUCGUGAUGGCUUGUCUCACCAUCAAGUGCAGUUUUCUUCUGUUGAACUGCUGACUUAUUCCGCCACUUUUUGGCUGCUCUUUUCUGCUGAUACCCUGCCACUGAAUAAUUCGUUGCACGUGUUCAUAAAUUACGCAGAUCGUUC